CUAGAUUUGGAGCGACGAUCAGUGAUAAAGUUUUUCACAAAAGAAGGGAAAAAGCCAAAGGAGAUCCAUGAACGCAUGACUGCAGUUUAUGCACAGUGUUGCAGGAGUCUGGAGUCUAUCCCAGGAAGCACAGGGCACUCGGCAGGAAAACACAGGCAGCAGGGGUGCCCAUCUGAACAAUGUACCCAUUCUGUAUCUGAAAGGGCAACUGAAAGAACAGCAUCAGCAACAUGACGUUCACAGAUCUGUCAAGUGAGUAUUGUCCUGGGGACCUGCUGGUCCUCUGGAAAAAAAUAGGGUGGUGCUAAACUAUUUAAAAUAUUUAUUAAAAACAAUAAUUUACAGUUGCCAAACUAAUCUAUACUACUUUUAUUUUGAAUACACUUACAUUUAUUGAUUCUAUUGUUUUUCUACCUAUAUAGUCUAGCUAUUAUAAUGCUGCUGAUUUCAAUCCAGAAUGACCUGUAGUUUUAUGUUGAUAGACAACUGGAUGUUUUUACUGGAGCAGAAACUGGAAGUGGCAACUAGCAAGGUGUACGUCUGAGCCCUUAAAAAUCAAGGAGGGAUUCUAGUCACUGACUCGCAAUUCAACUCGAACUCAAGUCGCAAAUUUGAUAACAUGUAACACAUGUGACUCGACUUGGCAAAACUGAUAGAAAGACUUGGACCUGACUUGGACUUCAGGGGAGAUGACUCGAGACUAAGACCCGACUUGGACCCUAUGACUCAAGAACACUUGAGGUUAUAGUCACCCCUCUGGAUACCAUAACAUUAAUUUUAGAAUUUCAGUGUAUAUAAAUUCUCUGCUGUCUGCAUUUUCAUUUAGCUGAAUGCAAGGUCUCCUGAGAUAGUUUGUUUGAAAGAUGCAUCACUCCCUGCAUAUACAUGGAUGUAAAAAAUGUGUGAAAACAUUCAUGACAGUGUGGAGACUCUCUUUUCAAGGACUUAACUACAAUAUACUGUGGCAGGUUUUUAAUGCAGCAAGAUUUAAUCACUAGAGGCAAAAAACUGACAUAGAUACGGACUCAAGUUACUUGACUCAGAACUCGACUUGGACUCAAAUCACAAAUUUGAUGACUUGUGACUCAACAGCAAAAGUGAUGGAAAGAUAUGAACUCGACUUUGACUUGAGGGCAGAUAACUUGAGACUUGACUUGGGCUUACAAUGAUUUGACUCGAGACUCCCCAAGGAGUGAGUUGGUCCCAUCCCUGUUAAAAACCUUACUAAUCGUUUUUAACUCAGUUGCAGGCAUGUUCCUUUUACACUGUGGCUCCACCACACUGCGAUGAAAUCGGAAUUGAUCUGUUGAGUCACAUAUUUUUCUUCAUUUCAAUCCAAUGACACACCUCGCAAAGCUGCACCUCCAUUUGUAGGAUUCACUUUAUGAUUCGUAGCAUUCGUAAGCAAAUGUAGGCCAAGCCCCUGAAACCAAAGUACUACCCGUCAUUCCAGUUCAUUCAGCACAUCCUCGGGUGUGUGUAACAUAAAUAAUAUCAUAGUCAUCACAUCAAAAAAGUAACUGUACAUUAACAGAAUGAGAAAAACCAUUGUCCUGAAAAUUCAUUUUCCAAGAACCCUUGCUACAGUUUACGUGCACAUGUAAAUGUUUCAUGUGGUUUAGGGUUUAAUGUUUGUCAGGUAAAAUGCGCAUGCACACAUUCCUGGUUAAUAACAGUCUUGCUUGCUGUUACUGCUUUAUUCAUCUAUCUUUAUACUUAACCUAAACCACAGUGAAGUCUGCAGUGAUGCAGUGAUGAAGGGUAUGCAUGAGUGGCACAUGAGCAGUCAGAAUAAGGGCGUCUGCUAAGAAGAUAAAUAAAAAUAAACUCGCUAAGAAUUGCUGCAUCCUCCACUCCCAGUUCAUGGUUAAAAACGUGGACCACAUUUCAACAUGUUUUUCUGAAAACACGUCACACAAUCUUUCCACAGGCAAGGCGGGUAAACCCCGGAAUGGAAGCCUGAAUGUGGCUUUGGCAAAACAGUACAAAACUUAUUUAGAGCCAUUUUCUGGGAUUCAGUUAACGUUUGGAUUUUUAUUCAGCAGGUUUGCGCGACCCAGAGAAUGACAAACAUAAGUUCUUCCCUUUUAAAAUGAAUUAAGAAAUACAUGCAGGAGGAAAACUCAAGUAACACAACUGAAAAUGAUGUUAUACAGUAAGGCAGUUAUUUUAUGCGGUAAUAUUAAAGUUUGAGCGCCUCGUGGCAACGUGCGUCCACGGCUGGGCCACCCCGCGUCCCAUCGCCAGGAGGCGCUGCAGCUCAUUCUGCGCUGCAUGCAGGGCAGCCGGUGUGUAAUGACAAGCAGCAGCGGCAAACUCCGGCUCCCACUGCAGCCGAAACUACAGGACGGGCAGACGCAGUGUCUGUCUCGGCCGCUUUUGCUCAAUGUUGUGUCCGCUAUCUGCCGCCGGUCCGCGGGUCGCUCUCCUUCCCUCCCUCACUUCUGAGAAAUGGACGCGAAGCCGGACGAUUCGGACCGGGGCCGGUGGGGCGAUGACGGCGAGCCCCUGCUGUACGGGGAAUUCACGUCGGCGGCCAGCAGAAAGGUCAGGUACGCGGUGAGCCUGAGCGACACGGCGCUCACCACCCAGCGGAUCACUGCGGCGCCCUCCGGCCGGGGCGCGGCGGUCCUCAACUUGAGAGACUGCGUGGGCUGCCGGGUCUUCAGGGCGGAGGACGACGCGGACCCGGGGGCUUGUUUCUCCGCGUACUUCUACCCCUUUAAGCGGAGAUGGAUGAGCUCCGGAGCGGCUCGCCAGAGGGUGGAGCAGUGCUUUCGGGUGGCGCCGGUCCAGGACCCCCAGGUGAAUCUCCGGGAAGCGGAGCGCUGGGCUCAAGCCAUCAGCCAGGGCUCCAUCCGGCAGCGAGCACCCCGACAAGGUGGAGCGUGUGCUUUUAGAAGAACUGUUUGCAGACAGCUGCUGCUCCUCCAGCUGCUGUCCGGCCGCGGUCAGGCGCUCAGCCUCUUCGUGGGACACGUGCAGCACAUGCUGACGGAGGCCAGCGUCCCCCACACGCUGCUCAUCACCGAGCGGCAGAACCACGCCCGCGAUCUGGUGAGGGAGGCAGACCUGUCUCAGUGGGAUGCCCUGGUCAUCAUGUCAGGGGACGGACUGCUCUUUGAGGUGGUGAACGGACUGAUGGAGCGGGAGGACUGGGAGCAGGCCAUCCAGAUUCCACUGGGGGUUCUGCCCGGUGGCUCGGGGAACGCUCUGGCUGCCUCCAUCCUCCACUACUCCGGGUCCCAGCCGGUGUCUAGCGAGGAGCUGCUGGUGAGCUGCGGCUUCCUGCUGUGCCGGGGCCUGCCGUCGCCCCUGGACCUGGUUUCUGUGAGCCUGGCCUCGGGCACGCGCCUCUUUUCCUUCCUCUCCCUCGCCUGGGGCUUUGUGGCCGACGUGGACAUCGAGAGCGAGAAGUACCGCUACGUUGGCACGGCACGCUUCACCGUGGGGACGCUGGUGCGGCUGGCCUCCCUGCGUGUCUACGAGGGCCGGCUGGCCUACCUGCCCGUCGAGGAGUGCCCAGCCCCGUGCCAGGCCUCCCCGCCCCCCCACGGCCUCGGGAUCUGCUCCUCCUUCUUCUGCCACCCACCCGCGGGCUCGUCCGACCCGACCGCUACGCACACCUUCCACAACUCCUGCAACUCCAACAACUCGACGAAGGCCGAAGUUCCAUCUUCAUCCUCCAGGGGGCCCCCUGACUCCCUCCUGGUGCCACUAGAGCAGCCAGUGCCCAGCAACUGGACUGUAGUGAAGGAGGAGAACUUUGUGCUGGUGCUGGCCAUGUACCAGUCUCACCUGGCCGAGGACUUCAUGGCCGCGCCCGAGGCGGCUGCUGACGACGGCCUCAUACACCUCUACUACGUCCGAGCGGGAAUCUCCCGGGCUGCCCUGCUGCGCCUCUUCCUGGCCAUGGAGAAGGGUGCCCACCUGUCCGCCGGCUGCCCCCACCUGGUCUACAGCAAGGUGCGGGCGCUGCGCUUGGAGCCUCUCUCCCCCAAAGGCGUCAUCACAGUGGAUGGAGAGGUGGUUGAGUAUGGGCCCCUGCAGGCACAAGUGCACCGUGGCCUGGCACGUCUGAUCAUGGGCUAGGGGGUUAUUGACGGAGUGGGAAGGGGGGGCCCUGCACUCACAAUCCAGACGGUCCCGUGGCUCCUCGAUGGCGUAACAGUCUGACCGAACAUGUCCGGGAUCGUAACUGAAACUUCUGAUUCGGGUCGGGGUGUGGUGGGGUCAGGACUUCCCCACCCUUAAUGGCAACACGCAUCCUGUGAUGCUUUUCCAGCCAAGUCGGCCCACAUGCCACCAGAUGCCGGUACCAGGCAUGGGGGCUGUUUGCUGAAUCAGGUGUGAUCCCCGCCAGCUGCUCCUCUGUAGCUCCUAGACACCACGUUAUUUAAACCAUCGUUAUAAAGUCUGUUUUUCGUAAUACUGUUAUACAAUAUGGCUGUGGGGAAGACAUCAGCCCCGAGGGCUAAGAGCAGCUGCUCUCCAGUGUGCAGAGGGGGUGACCUCACUGUCUCCGCUGUUGGACGCUGUGCAUCAUGAAGGAAGCGGUGGUUGGGGGGGGAGGGGCCAUGUUGACAGCCAUGAAGGGCUGUCAUUCUGCAGUAGCUAAACUGCACCCCCCCCAGAUCAAUACCAUUUCUUUCUAUGUGGGGGAGGGGGGUCACCAGGCCAGUCAACAGAAUCUACGUCUAAUCUUCCUCUGCACAUUUUUGAUAGAUAUUGAAAGUGCCCC
Molecule: messenger RNA, 4741 nt
Organism: Paramormyrops kingsleyae
Lineage: Eukaryota; Metazoa; Chordata; Actinopteri; Osteoglossiformes; Mormyridae
Source: RefSeq, a predicted model, not a curated record